CUCUCUUCGUCUCUCUCAAUUCUCUGCGUAUUCUCAAUUCUCUUCUGCUUUCACAAUCGAAAGUCGAUCUGCCCUCUCUCAAUUCUCCUCUUGUGCUCUCACGAUUGAAAGCUUUCAAUCAUCGGCGAAUUGGAAAAAAGAUGUCGGUGCAGAUGAUGAUGGUGAGGGACGCCGGAGCUCCGGUGUUUUUCCGCCGUCCUUUGAUCGCGCUUCCUCGGGCUCAUGCCGUGGGGUUUGCGAUCGCUCCCCCUCCUCCCCCUCCCCCUCCUUGCAUUCAAUUUCACUUGCCGAUUCCUCAUUUCUCUCAUCCGGCGCCGAUUUCCGAUAAGGUAGAGGUUCGCCGGGUCUGCCGCUACAAUCUCAAGAUGGAGUUGGCCAUUAUUGAGGGCAUGGUGAGGAGAGGGUACCGGUUCGCUUCUUUUGAUACUGAAUUUCCCGGCACUGUGGUUCCGUCGGGAAUUGACCGCCGCUUUCUGUCCCAAGCGGGUCCCGAUGAGGUUUACCGAAUGAUGAGGGAUAAUGUGAACCAAACUCACAUUAUUCAACUCGGCUUUACGAUUUCCGACCCAAAUGGCCGUCUUCCGGUUGUUAAUGGUGCCUAUUGCUGCUGGGAGUUCAACUUUAGGGAUUUCGACGUCGAUUCGGACUCGCAUCUGCGAAACAACGACUCCAUUGAGUUGUUGAAGCGUCAAGGAAUCGAUUUCGAUGAAAACAAGCGGUCUGGUGCGAUGGUCUCCCCAUCAGUGAAGAAAGGCGAUGCAAUACUAGCUGGCACGGGUCCAAACAAAAUGGUGUCUCUGAUGAGAAGGAUGAGUUGGAGAGUAUACCUAAUGAUCCUGCUUUGUAAUUGGAGGCCACUACUCAGUUUCAAAAGCUAUUAUCAAUCGAUUUGUGUAGAAUGCAGCCCUCCAAUUAAUGAGGUCAUAAAGGCGGGUGCGGUCCCGCAAUUCGUGGAAUUCCUUGGAAGGCAGGAUCUGCCACAACUACAGUUUGAAGCUGCAGGGCCCAUGACCGAUGUUGCGUCUGGAACAUCUGAGGAUAAUUGAGUUCUUAUUGAACACAAUGCAGUUCCCCUGUUUGUGCAGCUAUUAACCUCUGCUAGGGAUGAUGUCAGAGAGCCGUUUCUCACUCCCUUUUACUAUUUUCAUUAACUUGAUAGCCCAGUAUUAAAAAAAAUUGGGCAGUUUAUGUUCAUAUUUUCACUGGUUAUACAAGUCAUAGUGUUUCUUCAUAUCACUUUUAAGGAA
Molecule: messenger RNA, 1247 nt
Organism: Argentina anserina (silverweed cinquefoil)
Lineage: Eukaryota; Viridiplantae; Streptophyta; Magnoliopsida; Rosales; Rosaceae
Exons: 5
Coding region: 141-1046 (301 amino acids)
Cellular component (GO): CCR4-NOT complex; P-body; CCR4-NOT core complex
Molecular function (GO): nucleic acid binding; poly(A)-specific ribonuclease activity
Source: RefSeq, a predicted model, not a curated record